This is a messenger RNA of Ctenocephalides felis (cat flea), 412 nucleotides long. RefSeq names its product general odorant-binding protein 84a (gene Obp84a). The record is from RefSeq and is a predicted model, not a curated record. The transcript has 4 exons. NCBI's taxonomy places the organism in Eukaryota, Metazoa, Arthropoda, Insecta, Siphonaptera, Pulicidae. The coding region runs from base 29 to 412 and encodes 127 amino acids. Gene Ontology annotation, molecular function: odorant binding.
GAUUCCUACCAAAAGUGAAACCGAACAAAUGAAAGAAGGCGACACCGAGUGGGAAAAAGUUAUGCAAAAGUGCAACGAAACUUAUAAUAUACAAUUGGAUACCUUAGAUUAUCUAAAUACCACCGGUUCCAUACCAGACGAAGGAGACAAACAGGCAAUGUGCUAUAUACGAUGUUAUUUGACCGGAGUCGAAAUUUUGGACGGUGAAGGAAAACUCCAGAAAAACAAAGCCAAUGAAAUGUUGGGACCUAAGAUGAUGGACGUUGUCGAACACUGCUCUAACCAUAAAGAUUUGAACAGAGAAGAUAUAGAUGCAUGUGAAAAAGCAUAUCUUCUGGCAAAAUGCGUUUUGACUGGGGUGAUCGAGAAGUCAAAAUUAGCCGCCAAAAAUGAGUCCUUAACAUUGAAAUAA